ACACUUGACCAACGUCCAUUUCUUUUUUCAAUUGCGUCCUGCGAGGUCGUAGAAAUGGCAGGUAUUUGGGCAAGGUAUAAUGCUGCACUUACUGCAAACCCCCUGAAAGUAAAAACUUUAACGUCCUUUUUUGGUUUUACUUUGGGAGAUUUGAUAGCCCAGUCCCCAGAUAUGUUGUCAGGAAAUCCUUGGGAUUACAUGAGAACUGCCCGGUUUUCUGCUUUCGGUUUAUGUAUACACGGUCCUAUUGGACAUUAUUGGUAUCAAUUUUUGGAUAGGACGGUGAUGACCAACGCUCCAAAAUCGGGCCUUGCAGUUGCCACUAAGACGGCGAUAGAUCAGCUUCUUUGGGCUCCAAUAUUUACUUCUAUAUUCUUCUCUUUUAUGAAAACGGUCGAAGGACACCCUGACCAAGUCACAGAGGAAGUAAAAACGAAGCUCUGGCCAACAAUGAAAGUCAACUGGGGAGUCUGGCCUCUUGCGCAUUUGAUCAACUUUAGAUUCGUUCCUUCAUCUCAGAGAAUUCUUUACAUCAACUCUGUGCAGAUUGGAUACAAUACUUUUCUUUCGACCAUGGCAGCAUCAAAGACUAAGGAAGAAGUAUCAGGAGCCUAAAGGCAUUUAUUCUUUAAUAAAAUCUAAAGGUAUUUUGUGAAGUUUGUUUCUUAUAUAGAAUUUUUUUAGAGCUUCAACACGUACAUCCCAUUGGUUGGAUGAACGAUUUGGACAUCAUUCCUACUUUGCUAGUUAGUUGUUCGGUGUUUCUUGGAGUAUGCGUAGAACCACGAACGAAACUAAACUUACCAAAAUUGUCAAUUCAGUGUUAUAGAAAGUUAUAAACUGCCAACUAUUGGACGGUUUAGCUUACAAUAAGGGACUUAUGAGUUCAAUUUGCUCUUGCUUGUGUGUUGAACAGCACAAUUUAGCGAACAUCCGUAGUAAGGAACCUUUUUGUUGUUUAUCAGAGAACAAAACUACUUAUAUUUGUUUAAAAUAAACGUAAGCUUUCUUGUACGUGGAAAACAAUGGUUUGAGCUAACCAAAAACUAGUCUCUUCUGAGAGAAGAAAAGAAGAAUCGACAGAGCACAUCUAAAGACAAAACUCAUGCUUGAUAUAAGCACUAGAAGUAUCAGAAAAGUUCAAGUUGAAAAGCCUGCAGUCUCUUAAGGAAGAAGAUAACCAUGAGUGUUAUCUUCUCUAGAGUGUAGGCAAUAAAAAUUUCGUUAUCAAA
Molecule: messenger RNA, 1232 nt
Organism: Galdieria sulphuraria
Lineage: Eukaryota; Rhodophyta; Bangiophyceae; Galdieriales; Galdieriaceae
Product: peroxisomal membrane MPV17/PMP22-like protein isoform 1
Exons: 3
Coding region: 55-615 (186 amino acids)
Cellular component (GO): cytoplasm; membrane
Source: RefSeq, a predicted model, not a curated record